Molecule: messenger RNA, 1951 nt
Organism: Glycine soja
Lineage: Eukaryota; Viridiplantae; Streptophyta; Magnoliopsida; Fabales; Fabaceae
Product: probable indole-3-pyruvate monooxygenase YUCCA7
Exons: 3
Coding region: 182-1501 (439 amino acids)
Molecular function (GO): flavin adenine dinucleotide binding; N,N-dimethylaniline monooxygenase activity; NADP binding
Source: RefSeq, a predicted model, not a curated record
CCAUAUCUCACCUCAUUCCUCUCUCUCUCUCUCUCCAUCUUCAACAAAAGUCAAUCCCUCACCCUCUUUCACCUUCAAAGUUCAAAUCACUUAACAUAACAUUGGUUCAUAUUAGCCACAACACAGCCCUCUAAUACAUCAAACUUUGUCAUCAUCACAAACCAAGAAAAAAGAAAAGAAAAUGCAUGACAUAUGUCUGAACAUGCCACCAAUGGUUCAAACCUUCGACCCAGAGGACCUCUUCACAAGGCGCUGCAUAUGGGUGAACGGACCCGUGAUAGUAGGUGCUGGCCCUUCAGGUCUUGCAGUGGCAGCAUGCCUCAAAGACCAAGGUGUUCCCUUCAUAAUCCUCGAGAGAGCAAACUGCAUUGCCUCUCUCUGGCAAAACCGCACCUACGAUCGCCUCAAGCUUCAUCUCCCAAAACAGUUUUGCCAGCUACCAAACGUCCCUUUCCCUGAGGACUUCCCUGAAUACCCCACAAAGUUUCAGUUCAUAAGCUACCUUGAAAGCUAUGCCAAGCACUUCAGCAUAGCCCCACAGUUCAAUGAAACAGUGCAGUCUGCAAAGUACGAUGAGACCUUUGGCCUGUGGAGGAUCAAGACCAUCAGGAAGAUCAAGAAAUUAGGAGGACUCUCUUCAGGUGGUUGUGCUGAGUGUGAGGUUGAGUACAUUUGCAGGUCGCUUGUGGUCGCCACCGGGGAAAACUCGGAGAAAGUGGUGCCUGAGUUUGAAGGGUUGGGAGAGUUUGGUGGCCAUGUUAUGCAUGCCUGUGAUUAUAAAUCUGGGGAAGGUUAUGGUGGACAAAAAGUGCUUGUUGUUGGGUGUGGAAAUUCAGGCAUGGAGGUCUCACUUGAUCUUUGUAACCACAAUGCUAACCCAUCAAUGGUUGUUAGAAGCUCAGUUCAUGUGUUGCCAAGAGAAGUUUUUGGGAAAUCUACCUUUGAGCUUGCUGUGACGUUGAUGAAACGGUUUCCUCUUUGGAUAGUUGAUAAGAUAUUGCUGAUUCUGGCACGUUUGAUUUUGGGGAAUGUUGAAAAGUAUGGUCUCAAAAGGCCCUCAGUGGGUCCUUUGGAACUCAAGCACACUGCAGGGAAGACCCCUGUGUUGGACAUUGGGGCCCUUGAGAAAAUUAGAUCUGGCAAAAUCAAAGUGGUUCCUGGAAUCAGAAGGUUCUUGCCAGGGAAAGUUGAACUUGUUGAUGGCCAAGUUCUUCAGAUUGAUUCUGUAGUUCUUGCCACUGGGUAUCACAGCAAUGUACCAUCAUGGUUGAAGGAGGAUGAUUUUUUUACCAAUGAUGGAACUCCAAGAAACCCAUUUCCAAAUGGGUGGAGAGGCAAAGGUGGUCUUUAUGCUGUUGGGUUCACAAGGAGAGGCCUCUCCGGUGCAUCUUUGGAUGCAAUUAAUGUGGCUCAUGACAUUGUCAAGAGUUGGAAAGAGGAAACCAAACAGAAGAGGAAAACAGUGGCUGCACGCCACAGGAGAUGCAUAUCACACUUCUAAUUAAGAGACUCAUCACUUCGAUAAUGACAAACAUUUUGGGAUUUUUUUUGUUUAUUGCUGAUCAGUCCAAAACAAGAGAUGGUGAUGUUAGGUUACAAAAUAGUAGUAGAAGUCCCUAAUACAAAAUAGAACCCUUGAGUCUCUCUAGUUGGUUAAGUUGUGGAGAAAUGAAUUGUAAGUGUGCAAUCUCCCACAGUAAGCUUUGUCCCUUUUCUAUUUCAUACCUCUUAAGGUCUAAAUAUAAAUCUAUCUUUAGAAAGAAAAAAAAUUAGCCCUCUCCUUAAGGAAACCCAUGUUUGAAAAUAAUUUGGCUAUAAAUUUGUACAAAGGAUGAUAAGGCUUAUUUGCUUCUUUUUUUCAUUGUAAUUGCUUUUUGUUCUUUAGUUAGUUGUAAGGAAUAUUGAUUCAUACCGUAAUGAAUAUUGUAUUACAAGAUUUAUUUAUGGUUUA